Molecule: messenger RNA, 483 nt
Organism: Theobroma cacao (cacao)
Lineage: Eukaryota; Viridiplantae; Streptophyta; Magnoliopsida; Malvales; Malvaceae
Source: RefSeq, a predicted model, not a curated record
AUGGCACCAUUUGAAGCAUUAUAUGGAAGGAGGUGCAGGUCACCUAUUGAAUGGCUAGAAGUGAAAGAAAGGAAACUCUUAGGGCCUAAGUUGGUGCAGGACGCCACCGAGAAAAUAUGUAUGAUUUGUCAAAGGAUGUUAACAGCACAAAGUAGACAAAAGUUCUAUGUUGAUAACAGACGGAGGGACUUGGAAUUUCAAGUGGGAGAUCAUGUCUUUUUUAAGGUCUCACCAACGAAAGGGAUAAUGAGGAAGCACAACCCGGAUCCAUCACAUGUAAUACGGUAUGAAACCAUCCAGCUGAACAAUGAUCUAACCUAUGAGGAGCAACCGGUAGCUAUGCUUGAUAGACCAGUCAAAAAGCUUCGUUCAAAGGAGAUAGCCUUAGUGAAGGUGUUAUGGCAAAACCACACCAGCGAAGAGGUAACAUGGGAAGCUGAGGAGGAGAUGCAGAUAAAGCAUCCACACCUCUUUAAUAUGUAG